AUGGCUUCUGAGGAGUCGGCUCCCACCACAGAGGUCCCUGUGAAGGUGCCACAACCUGCCGAUGGCGCUCCUCCGCCUUUAGCUCAGCCUGCCUCGGGGACAGUUGCGGAGAUGUCGGGAGCUGUUCCCGCCGAGAAAUCUACCGCGACCGAACCAUCUCAAAGCACAGAUGCUGCAACGGCGAAUGGACCUGUCGAGACCGUAUCAGAACAAGCUAAGGAACCGGAAAAGCCCGCGACUGAAUCUGAAGCUGCGCCAGCUGUUGAGGAUAUGGAGAAGAAAGAGACGGAUGACGCAGCGACUGCUCAACCGGAGACCAACGGGACAGCCUCUGCCGACAAGAAGUCCUCGAGAAGAAAGUCAUCUGCCGCGGAGUCCAAGAGCAAGAAGCCCAAUAAGAGGAAAUCCAUGUCUAAAAUCACUCACGUUGAUGCCGAACCGGGCGACUACUAUCUGGCCAGGCUCAAAGGGUUUCCCCCUUGGCCAUCAAUCAUCGCGGAUGAAGAGAUGCUUCCUGAAAUGAUGAUCAACACCAGGCCCGUCACCACCAAGAAGUCCGAUGGAACCUAUAACGAAGCCUACGCAGAUGGCGGUAAGAAAGUGGAUGAACGAACAUUCCCAAUCAUGUUCCUCGGCACAAAUGAAUUCAUGUGGAUUCACAAUAAGGACCUUACUCCAUUGACGCCCGAUGAGUGCAAGGACGUCCAAGAAAAGGGCAAAAGCAAACCCCUGCUUGCCGCAUACAAGGUUGCGGCUGAAGGUCACGACUUGCAAUUCUUCAAGAACAUGCUUGACGAGCAUGCUGCAGCUUUGCAGUAUGAAUUCGAUAUGAAGGAGGCCCGAGAAGCUGAAAAGGCCGCCAAAACUGACAAGAAGAAGCGCAAGAGCGAGGCCAAAGUUGAAACCGAGGACGUAGAGAUGGAAGACGCUGAUGUCGAUGUCGAGCCCAAGAAGUCGUCGAAAAAGCGCAAGAAGGAAGUCGACGAAGAGGAAGACGAAGACGAGAAGCCAGCAAAGACCCCCAAGACCACGAAGAUCAAGUUGACUACCAACAAGACUCCUAAGACUGAAGAGAAGAAGCCUAAGGAGAGGGCAACCAAGGCGAGAUCGGAAAAGAGAAAGUCCCGCGCCGCCCAAGAGGACGACGAAAUGGCGGAUGUAGCCGAACCGGAACCAGAGGAGAAGCCUUUGGACCCAGUUGAGGCACGCAAGACUCGCGAGAAAGAAGUCCUAUUUCUCCGCCACAAGCUACAAAAAGGGUUCUUGUCCAGAGAUCAAGCUCCUCAAGAAGACGAGAUGGCGACGAUGGCUACAUACAUCAAGAAGCUCGAAGCCUACGCGGACAUCGAAGUUAGCAUCAUUCGAAGCACCAAGAUCAACAAGGUCUUGAAAGGUAUUAUCAAGCUCAAUACCAUCCCCAAGGACGAAGAGUACCAGUUCCGAAAGCGCUCUGUGGAUCUUUUGAGCCAGUGGAACAAGAUGCUUGGUGCGGAACCUGCCGACGGCGAUGCUGCCGGUGACAAGGAGACUGCUACGAACGGGGUCCAUGAUGAAAAAUCCGAAGAAGCUCCAGAAGAAGAGAAGAAGGAAGAGUCUUCUGCUCCUCCUGAAAAGCCCACGGAGGCGGCCGAGGAGAAGGCCACGGCUGCACCUGAGGCGGAGAAACCUGCAGCGGACGCAGAGCCAAAGCCAGCCGAGGCCGAGGCCGAAGAGCCAGCAAAGACUGAAGCGGCGGUGCCGGCGGUGCCUGCAGUGCCUGAAACCGUGGAAAAGGCUCCAGAGUCAGCAACGGCUGCUACCGAAGCUGCGGACGUUGUCAAAGCGGCUGAGUGA
Molecule: messenger RNA, 1833 nt
Organism: Fonsecaea erecta
Lineage: Eukaryota; Fungi; Ascomycota; Eurotiomycetes; Chaetothyriales; Herpotrichiellaceae
Exons: 5
Coding region: 1-1833 (610 amino acids)
Source: RefSeq, a predicted model, not a curated record